This is a messenger RNA of Scomber japonicus (chub mackerel), 2331 nucleotides long. RefSeq names its product exostosin-1. The transcript is spliced from 12 exons. Lineage: Eukaryota; Metazoa; Chordata; Actinopteri; Scombriformes; Scombridae. The coding region runs from base 1 to 2331 and encodes 776 amino acids. Gene Ontology annotation, cellular component: membrane. The record is from RefSeq and is a predicted model, not a curated record. Gene Ontology annotation, molecular function: glycosyltransferase activity.
AUGCAGGCCAAGAAGCGGUACCUGCUCGUGUCUGUGGGGGCCGGUCUUCUCUUCCUCGUCUAUCUGUGGGGUCUGCAAAUCGGGGAAUUCCAGCAGCAGUCAUACCAAUAUCACCAGUUCCCCCAGUACCCCCAGUAUCAUCAGUACCACCAGCAGGAGUACCAGUUCUAUCGCCAGAGCCAGGAGGUGUACUAUCCGAGGCCUCAGCCCCUGCCCCAGAGAAGCCCGUCCAGACAGCCCAGGCACUGGCCAGAGUCGACCCAGCUGCUGGAGCCGUACCUGGAGGGGGGAGAGCAGGAGGAGGACAGCCCUCAACUCCAUCACCAACACACAUCGCCCCGUGAACGGCGGGCGAUCCGCGACAACAUCUACAAGAACAAGCGCUGUCGCAUGGAAACCUGCUUUGACUUUGCUCGCUGCCAGUCGGGCUUCAGGGUUUACAUCUACCCUCCACAGAGAGGUGACGAGAUAUCCGAGACCUACCAAAAGAUCCUGUCGUCCAUCGAGGAAUCUCGCUUCCACACCACAGACCCAUCGAGGGCCUGUCUGUUCAUUCUAGCAGUGGACACCUUGGAUAGGGACCAGCUCUCAGUUCAGUUCGUUCAAAAUGUGAGGGCUCGCAUCCAGAGCCUGCCAACGUGGAACGAUGGCAGGAACCAUCUCAUAUUUAACCUCUACUCUGGCACCUGGCCGGACUACACAGAGGAUCUGGGCUUUGAGGUGGGCCAGGCAAUGCUGGCCAAAGCCAGUGCUGAUGUGGUCAACUUCAGACCCAACUUUGAUAUUUCCAUCCCCUUGUUCUCCAAGGAACACCCGCUAAAAGGAGGGGGCAUAGGUUAUCUGACGCUCAAAAAUGCACCGCCUUCCAGGAAAUACCUGCUGGUUUUCAAAGGGAAGCGGUACUUAACUGGCAUUGGUUCAGAGACAAGGAAUGCUCUGUAUCAUGUCCACAAUGGAGAAGAUAUUAUCCUGCUGACCACGUGUAAACAUGGCAAGGACUGGGAGAAACACAAGGACUCUCGCUGUGACAGAGAUAAUGAAGAAUACUCAAAGUACGACUACCAGGAGCUGCUCCAUAACUCCAGUUUCUGCCUCGUGCCCCGGGGCCGACGUCUUGGAUCAUUCCGCUUCCUGGAGGCCCUGCAGGCUGCUUGCAUCCCGGUUAUUCUCAGUAACGGCUGGGAGCUCCCCUUCUCCGAAGUCAUCGACUGGAGGAAAGCCGCCAUCCUCGGAGACGAGCGACUGCUGUUACAGGUUCCCUCCAUUACCCGGUCUGUGGGCCAUGACAGGAUCUUGGCUCUCCGCCAACAGACUCAGUUCCUCUGGGACGCCUACUUCUCCUCUGUAGCCAAAAUCGUCUUAACUACUUUGGAGAUCAUCCAGGACCGCGUGGACUCCCAUGUGUCCAGAAACCGGUUGUUGUGGAACUCCCUACCUGGUGGUCUCUAUGCACUCCCUCAGUACUCAACUGACCCUGCACAGUUUCCUUUUUAUUACGCCAUACUGGGUAAGAGCCCGUCGCAGCAGUUCACAGCAGUGAUCCAUACGGUUACCCCUCUGCAGUCCCAGAUCUCCCCUGUGGUGAAGCUCAUCAUCGCUGUAGCCAAGUCCAAGUUCUGUGCACAGAUUGUGGUUUUAUGGAACUGCGACAAGCCUUUACCCCCCAGGAAUAAGUGGCCCUCCACCAGCGUGCCUCUCACUGUCAUUGAAGGACAGACCAAGACGAUGAGCAGUCGUUUUUACCCCCACGAUGCCAUCCUCACUGAUGCCGUUCUCAGUCUGGAUGAAGAUUCGGUUCUCUCAACCAAUGAGGUGGAUUUUGCCUUCAUUGUAUGGCAAAGUUUUCCGGAGCGUAUCAUAGGUUAUCCAGCAAGGAGCCACUACUGGGAUAGUUCCAGAUCCCGCUGGGGUUACACCUCCAAAUGGACUAAUGAAUACUCCAUGGUCCUUACAGGAGCCGCUUUCUACCACCGAUAUUACCACUACUUGUUUACCCACUACAUCCCGGCCAACCUGCUGACCACGGUGGACCGCAUGGCUAAUUGCGAGGACAUCCUGAUGAACUUCUUAGUUUCGGCCGUUACCAAGCAACCGCCCAUCAAAGUCACACAGAAGAAGCAGUACAAGGAAACUAUGAUGACCCAGGGCUCCAAGGCGUCUCGGUGGGCCGACCCGGACCAUUUUGCCCAGCGCCAGACCUGCAUGAACGCCUUCAGUCACUGGCUGGGUUUCAUGCCCCUGGUGCACUCCCAGAUGAGAUUGGACCCAGUGUUGUUCAGGGACCAGGUUUCCAUCCUGAGGAAGAAAUACAGGGACAUUGAGAGGCUGUGA